CCCUCCUGAAGGGUUUUGAAGUGGGAGCAGCACCUUCGGACUCCUGCCAGAAGCAAACUCCUGUCCACAUGGCCAGGGUGGCGAGCCUCAGCCUUGGCUCUCUGCUUCUGCUUUCUCUCCUGCUGGACCGAGGUGUGCUAGCCAAGGAGUUGAAGUUUGUGACAUUGGUAUUUCGGCAUGGAGACCGAAGUCCCAUUGAGACAUUUCCUAAUGACCCCAUUAAGGAAUCCUCCUGGCCCCAAGGAUUUGGCCAGCUCACCCAGAGAGGCAUGGAACAGCAUUAUGAACUUGGACAAUAUUUAAGGAAAAGAUAUGAUAAAUUCUUGAAUAAGUCCUAUAAACAUGAUCAGGUUUAUGUUCGAAGCACGGAUGUUGACCGGACUUUGAUGAGUGCUAUGACAAACCUAGCAGCCCUGUUUCCCCCAGAGGGCACCAGCAUCUGGAACCCCAGCCUACCCUGGCAGCCCAUCCCAGUCCACACUGUUGCUAUCUCUGAAGAUCGGUUGCUCCACCUGCCUUCCAGGAACUGCCCUCGUUUUCAAGAACUUGAACGUGAGACUUUGAAAUCUGAGGAAUUCCAGAAAAGGCUUCAUCCUUACAAGGAUUUUAUAGCAACCUUGCCAGAACUUUCAGGAUUCCAUGGCCAGGACCUUUUUGGAAUUUGGAGUAAAGUCUAUGACCCUUUAUAUUGUGAGGCUGUCCACAAUUUCACUUUACCCUCCUGGGCCACUAAGGACACCAUGGCUAAGUUGAAAGAAUUAUCAGAAUUAUCCAUUCUGUCCCUUUUUGGAAUUCAUAAGCAGAAAGAGAAAAGUAGACUCCAGGGAGGUGUCCUGGUCAGUGAAAUUCUUAAUCACCUGAAGAGCGCAACUCAAUCCCAAAACUACAAAAAAUUUGUCAUGUAUUCUGCGCAUGACACUACUGUGAGUGGCCUACAGAUGGCGCUAGAUGUUUUCAACGGAAUCCUUCCUCCCUAUGCUUCUUGCCACUUAGUGGAAUUGUACCUUGACAAAGGGGAGUACUUCGUGGAGAUGUACUAUCGGAACGAGACCCUGCAUGAGGCUUACACCCUAACACUGCCAGGCUGCACCCCCAGCUGUCCUCUGGAGAAGUUUGCUGAGUUGGUUGCCCCUGUGAUCCCCCAAGACUGGUCCACGGAGUGUAUGAUCACAAACAACCACCAAGUUCUAAGGGUCAUCCUUGCCAUUGCCUUUUGCCUGGUGUCUGGCAUCCUAGUGGUGCUACUCUUCACGCUCAUCCGCCAUGGGCCCUGUUGGCAGAGAGACGCCUAUCGGAACAUCUGAACAGACUGCGGAACGAGAGGAGACAAGCAGAUCCCAGUUCCUGGGAUACAGCCCUGACAGCAUUCCAAGGAUAGGCAUUUGUCGUGUGGGCAUUGUGCUGCCCACACCCUUCCUCUUGAACCUGCCCAGAUCAUGGUCUGAACUCACAGCCACCCAGGGACAGCUGCUGGACUGACAGGUUUCUUAGGACAUAGCUCUGAGCAGCAGUGCAGGCUGCUCAUGUAGCUAAAAAGAGGCUCUUCUAUAGGGGACAGUUGUAUUCUCUGACACAGAUGUCCAGAGGAAAAGCAAGGAGUCAAAUUCCAAUCAGCCUUCCAUCUGCCAAGAGCAAAGUGAGACAAAGACAUAGAUUAGACAAGACUUGAUAAUGGGAGUGUUAGACUAGUCGUAGUAUUAUACAAGAUGAUUCCUAAGGAAAAAAACACAGUAAGAAUUAUAAACAUUUUCUUUAUCAAGGUGGGCUACACACGCACACACACACACACACACACACACACCCCACUAAGAAGCAAUUCCUACACAGUGUUUUAUGGCUAACAGACUUCUGCAUGUUUGCCUAACAUACAUGCAUAUGUAUAUUUAUAUUUUAAAUGUCUUUGGAAGAGUUAUUUCUCAGAAACUAUAAUAUCAAAGUAACGUGAAAAUCCAUGUGGCCAUGCUUUUGUUUGUCUUUUUGUUUUAGACAUUAAACCCAGGGCUGCACACAUUCCAGGUAAGUACUUUACCAUUGAGCUACAGCCCCAGUCCCCAGUAUUCUUUUUUUAACCUCCAAUAUCAGAACUGGAUAUUUUACAGUUUUGAAUUUCUUUCUUUUUUUUUUUUUUUGUAAUUUCUUUAUUUCACUUUAAAAUUGUGAGAUCUUACAUGGAUAAGAGUUAUUAAUGACAGUGAUGAAAUGAUAAUAUAUUUUAAUUGCCACAAUAUGUAUAAUUUUUUUCAAUGCUGGGGAUUGAAUCCAGGGCCUCACACAUGCAAGACAAACACUCUAUCUCUAAGCUACAUCCCCAGUCCUAUCUGAAUUUUACAAGUGGUGAGGUAGAAAGAAAAGUGGGGCUGAGGGUUAACAAACAACUGCCUCAACUCUGCACUAGCUUUGGGUCAACAAUCAGGAACAAGUUCUUUCAUACCUUAAGCCUUAGUUUCUUAAUCUUCAAAGGAAAAAUCUGGAGCAAAUGAUGAUAGAAGUGGCAUCUCGUUCUUGUGUUCUGUGAGCAAUUUCUUUUUCAUUUUACGCUAUGGAUGGGUUGUUGCCAAAACAAGCACUUCCAUGGAUAGUAUCACUGUUAAGUUACUAUGAUGAAAUUUAAAAUUUAGCAGAGUAGCAAAAUUUACUCUGAACAAUUUUAUUCUGCCCUGAAUACCCAACCAUUCAGUUGAUGGGAAAUCAAGGCUUAUUCCUUAGUAGGGUUCUCCACCUCUUCAGGUUUGACUAAAGAUCCCAGAGAGUAAUCGGAGAAGUCAAAAGGGUCCACUACAACUCUGUCCACACUGGUCUCCAGUAAGUUCACUGUCCACAUGGACAGUGGUCUUCUGAGGGCAGUUGGAGGACAUUUUUAUCAUGGCUCCCAUCACUACACCCUUGGAGUUCACAUCCUGGGACUGCCUAGACCAACUGCUCUACUACUGAGCCACAAUCUGAGCCACAGGAGCUGUUUUCUCUUACCUGACAACUUCUUAUUCCUGCUGCAAAACAAAGGCCACCCAGAAAAGGAAAAAAGAAAAUAAAUUCUGGCUUCAUCUUUGCUUGGGAAAGAGAAAAACAUCUGUAUCAACAGGAACAAAGAACUUGCUGUCUUGCUAGAGCAGACAGCUCUGUCAGUAAGAAGUCAUAAUACCUUAUGCUAAUGAGACUGUAAAAACAGAAAUAAAAACACAAGUCAUA
This is a messenger RNA of Marmota flaviventris (yellow-bellied marmot), 3186 nucleotides long. It is a transcript of the gene Acp3, whose product is annotated as acid phosphatase 3. NCBI's taxonomy places the organism in Eukaryota, Metazoa, Chordata, Mammalia, Rodentia, Sciuridae. Gene Ontology annotation, cellular component: plasma membrane. Gene Ontology annotation, molecular function: phosphatase activity. Gene Ontology annotation, biological process: dephosphorylation. The record is from RefSeq and is a predicted model, not a curated record.